Messenger RNA from Rhodotorula graminis WP1, 414 nucleotides. RefSeq lists its product as uncharacterized. The transcript has 3 exons. The coding region runs from base 1 to 414 and encodes 137 amino acids. The record is from RefSeq and is a predicted model, not a curated record. NCBI's taxonomy places the organism in Eukaryota, Fungi, Basidiomycota, Microbotryomycetes, Sporidiobolales, Sporidiobolaceae.
AUGGCGUCCGCCGCCGCACCUGCAUCGGCCGACGCAGCCCCAACCACCACAUCAAAGCUUGCUCGCACCCGCGCCAAUCUCGCCUACCUCGCCAACCCAAAGGGCGCCGGUGCCCCCUCGUCGCUCGUCACCCGCUCGUCCCUCAAGACGUUCCGCUACAUCCUCCGCUUCGUCUUCUGGCGCAUGGUCCGCUACGCAAAGUACGCCAUCGUCGGCGCAGGUGCCGCAGCUCUAGCGGGCACGUUUGCCGGCGCCGCCAUUCCCUGGGUCGGCGCCCUGCUCGUCCCGAGCGUCCCUGUCGCGGCGGCCAUGGGUGCGACUACCGCCCUGAUCAAGUUCACCUGGCGGCAUCGCGGCAACCACUUCCGCCAAGGGUGGCUCUCGGGCGGCGACGGCGACCCUCGCGCCGACUAA